Penicillium digitatum Pd1 is the source of this 2130-nucleotide messenger RNA. RefSeq names its product putative protein-tyrosine phosphatase (gene dspD). Gene Ontology annotation, biological process: protein dephosphorylation; negative regulation of MAPK cascade. Gene Ontology annotation, cellular component: cytosol; nucleus; cytoplasm. The record is from RefSeq and is a predicted model, not a curated record. Gene Ontology annotation, molecular function: MAP kinase tyrosine phosphatase activity; protein tyrosine/threonine phosphatase activity; MAP kinase tyrosine/serine/threonine phosphatase activity. Lineage: Eukaryota; Fungi; Ascomycota; Eurotiomycetes; Eurotiales; Aspergillaceae.
AUGCCAGUGCAAACGAGCCAGGCGUCCUUUCCGGACUCAUUUCCGUCUUUCAUGUCGGUGUUUGGUGGUCCUCUUCCACGAUACAAAGAAGACGCAAACACUAUUCAUCCACUUCAAUACCCAACCCAUGUCCCGGUCAAUACACGCCUGCUUCCUUCCCCCCACCGCGAAAGUGUUUCAUCCAUGACCUCGGUAUCAACCGAGUCCUCUCCGACCACCACCAUCUCGCACUUUGAUUCGCCCGGCGGGGGUGACAUCUCUCCGAGCUCAUCCCCAGAAUCUCCCUCUGCAAUGUCCGUCUCAUACCCAAAAUGCAUGCCUUCAACAAGGCCCGCGGAGCUUCCUCCGCGCCUUGCGCCGGUCGGUGAACCGCGUCUGUCGCAGCCGGCCCCUCAUCACACGCGCUCAGACUCCCCAAAUCGGCGGGCGCGUAAUCUCAAGAACUUGUCAUUGCGAAUGCCGUCCCCAUCGCAGUCCUGCCCACCUCUCGCUAGUGCAUCGGCAUUAGAGACAACAUCAAAACACCACUUGGAUGCCCUGCCAUCUCCCGUCCCGAUCCUUUCCCAGAGCAGGAGUACGAGGCGGCGCGCCGCCAAUCUUACCAUCCAAACUCCCACAUUCGUCAAACCGUUAUCCGGUAUCGCCCUUGAUGUCGUGCCUCCAACUCCAUCCCUGCGCCACGCAGAAUCUUCACCUUCGCUUGCAUCGAUGACAUCGCCCUCGCUCGCCUCGCGGUCAGGUAUGCAGCUUCCCCGGCUAAUGUCACAGGGUACGCGCCGCUUCUCUAGCGCGUCUGCCGAGGAUGCUGCAUCCCCUGUCAUCUUGAAGCCGGUUGAUGGUUCUGGCUUCUCUCGCCGUGUUCUCGAUGGCCUAGAAGAGGAGGAUGAUCAUCUUGACUCGCGCGAGUCGACCCGCAAGAAGGAUCGUGGGUACCCCGAUGGGCCCAUCCGGAUCCAUGACUCCGGUGUCUACCUGUAUCUAGAACCAACAGCGGAAGAAGCGUCCAAAUUCGACGUGGUGAUCAACGUCGCCAAGGAAGUGGUGAACCCGUUCAGUGCGAGCAAGGACGAGCGGAAUGAUACCGUGAUGAGCACUUGGCGGAACACCUCUAUGGUCUCGCACCGAUUCUCCCGCGGUGAGCCCCAGACAGCGAUUUCAGAAAUCUCCUUCAAGUCUGCGUGGGAAUAUCAGCCUUCGGACUCUGAGUCGCCAAGUCCUACUGCCGAAAGUCCUUCAACACCAGCACCCGAGUAUCUCCAUGUCAGUUGGGACCAUAACUCGGAAAUUCUCGAAGACCUGCUCCCGCUUUGUGAGCUGAUUGAUGAUCGGAUCGCGGAGGGAAAGAAAGUCCUAGUGCAUUGUCAACUCGGCGCUAGCCGCUCAGCAUCGCUAGUGAUUGCCUACGGAUUGUACAAAAACCGGCACCUGGAUUUCAACUCGAUGUACGAAGCAGUCAAGGGACGCAGCCAGUGGGUUGGCCCGAACAUGAGUCUCAUCUACCAGCUCACAGACUUCCGCUCUAAAUUGUUGCGAGGGUCUACCUCGAAGCCCCCGCCUCAGGAGUGGUUUGUACAAACCGGCCGACGAAGUUCAGAGCCUCAGGUUGCACAGGCUGAGCGGGCUGUGUCCAACGAAUCAAGCCGACCGUCCUUCCGCGGAAUGUCACAGGCAUCUUCAAUUUGCUGUCUCUCAAUCCCCGAAACCAGCUCGACGCGUCCCACUACGAGCGACGACGGUAGCUACACAAAAUUCAAGUCCUACUCGCCCAAGCGGAGUCUGUCCCCCCGACCCCUCCCAUUCCGACAGAAGUUCCAGUCCGUGGGACCUGCCGCGGGUCGACUACGAGGGUUGCCGCGUAGCGUCACCAUCUGUGACCCGCUCGGUCAAACCCGUUUCGUUGCACGUGAUACGCCAGAAUGCGGUGAUGAUAUGUUUUCACCGAGAACAAACGAAUUCUUCUCGCCAGCUCCGGUGGCACCACGAUCAUUCCACCGGAUUGAUCGCUCCGCAGCCCUAUUUUCACCCCCGACUCCUCACGCCAUUGGGUUUGCCGCCGAACCGGCAGACCCUCGCUCGCCUCCAUCCGGCGGCGAGCCUCUGAUCAUGAGAUCUAUUGAUGAAUUCUUGUGA